Messenger RNA from Myzus persicae (green peach aphid), 1227 nucleotides. Its product is annotated as isocitrate dehydrogenase [NAD] subunit gamma, mitochondrial-like. Gene Ontology annotation, biological process: tricarboxylic acid cycle; isocitrate metabolic process. Gene Ontology annotation, cellular component: mitochondrion. The record is from RefSeq and is a predicted model, not a curated record. Bases 209 to 1207 code for a protein of 332 amino acids. NCBI's taxonomy places the organism in Eukaryota, Metazoa, Arthropoda, Insecta, Hemiptera, Aphididae. The transcript has 3 exons.
CAGUCGUCACUGUACGGCAUAGAAUUAAGUCGGUGCGUCGCAUUUUUUCAGAAGAUUAUACACGUGCCGGGCAGAACUUCAAGGUACUCGCGGGCCACGGCUUAUACCAGGAUGUUAUAUUCAUUCUUCACACAUCACCGCUCACACAUGGACACGGACACAAGGUGCUGGAACGCAUUAAGUAUAUGGAGGGAAAAAUGCAGUCACUAUGUUGCCGGGCGCCGGCAUUGGACCAGAGCUGAUGGGUUAUGUAAAAGAAGUGUUUUUAGAAGGUGGCAUACCAAUCGAUUUCGAGACAAUUCAGAUCGAUCCAAAAUGUGAAAAUAACGAUGAUCUGGAAUACGCCAUAAUGUCUAUUCGUAGAAACGGCGUAUGUAUCAAAGGCAACAUUGAAACACAAAGCCUCGAUUCUGGUAUCAUUUCGCGUAAUGUCACCAUACGUAACGAACUCGAUUUAUUUGUGAACGCCAUACAUGCGCAGUCGUACGAUAACAUACCAAGUCGCCACAAGAAUGUAAAUGUUAUAGUUGUACGUCAAAACACUGAAGGUGAGUAUGCAAUGUUAGAGCACGAAGGUGUCAAAGGUGUGGUCGAGUCUAUGAAAGUUAUCACUAGAAACAAUUCUACAAGGUUGGCCCGUUACGCAUUUGAAUUGGCCAAAAACAAUGGUCGGAAUAAAGUCACAGCAAUCCACAAAGCCAAUAUUAUGAAAUUAUCGGAUGGAUUGUUUUUGGAAUCUUGCAUGAAUAUGUCAUUGAAUUACCCAGAUAUCAAGUUUGAUCACAUGAUUAUCGACAACUGUUGCAUGCAGUUGGUGUCUAAUCCCCAUCAGUUUGACGUGAUGGUCAUGCCCAACUUGUAUGGUUCAAUAGUGUCAAAUGUAAUAUGCGGCCUAGUUGGUGGUGCGGGCAUAAUUUCGGGUAAAAACUACGGGGAUCAUUAUGCAAUUUUUGAGCCAGGAACCAGAAACACUGGUUCAUCUAUUGCAGGCACUAACACUGCAAAUCCAGUGGCGAUGUUAAAUGCGUCGGCCGACAUGUUAGAACACUUGGGUCACCAAGUGCACUGCGAUAAGAUCAGAACAGCUAUAUGUAAAACUCUCAACGAAGACAAGGUGCACACAGCUGAUCUAAAUGGUACUGCAAAAAGUUCUGAUGUGGUACAAAAUAUUAUCAAACACGUAAAAUGCAUUACGGGUAGAAACUAAUCGUGCUUUGUAUUGAACUG